Molecule: messenger RNA, 1734 nt
Organism: Tetrahymena thermophila SB210
Lineage: Eukaryota; Ciliophora; Oligohymenophorea; Hymenostomatida; Tetrahymenidae
Exons: 1
Source: RefSeq, a predicted model, not a curated record
AUGGAGUAGUAACCAGUCAUAGCUGUUUAGCAAAAUGAAUGUUAAUAGCAUAAAGGAAAAUAAGUAGAAUGCAUAUGUAUUGACUUAAAAUAGUAAUAAAAAUUUAUGUGUUUAGCUUGCGUUUUAAAGAGUUAUUAAAAUGUUAAAUACUUCAUUUCAGUUAAAGAAGUUCUAGAAAAUAAUGAAAAGUAGCCCGUUCAGAAUUGGCCUAAAGAUAUUUCUUCUAAUCUAAUGAAUCAUCUACUAUUAGAUAGAUCUUAGUGCAGAAAUUAGAUGAUUGAAAAGAUAUCAAACUAUUUCAAGUCGCUUCAAACCUAUAUUUAUGAAUCUAUUGAUUAAUAGCAAUAGAAAAUGUUGAAAGUUUUAAAUGCUUUAUAUGAUGAGUUAGAUCAACAGCAUGUAUAUUACAAUUAGUUCUUUUAAAGAGAGAAACUGUUUAGUAUAAUUCAAAAAGAAUCAUAUUCAAAUGAUGAAUUUAAUGAGCUGCUUAGUCAAAUUGAAGAAAAUAAAAUGUAAAACUUAGAAUAUUUAGAAAAAAGAAGAUAAAUAGCUGAUAUUUUUGAGAAAUAAGUAUUUUAGCAACCUCAGGAAAUCUUAAAUACAGUAAAUUUACUUAUCUAAAAUAUAGAUUUUUUUGAAAAUGAAGAAAUUAGAUCAAUUAUACCUAAUUAUGACGAAUUGAUUUUAAAAGAAAAUAAUAUAACAGAUUUUAAUUCUUUAUUAGCAGAAUAAGUGUUGAAUCUAAUAAAUCAGAGUUGCAAGACUCAGCAUAUAAUCUCUUAAUAUGAUGAAAUUCUUGAUUAUAGAAAAGAAUAAGCGGAAUACAAAUUUUAAAAUAUAUUAAAUUUAUAUCUUUUCUCUGAUAUCCAAGAUAUUAUUAACGAAGUAUAGGAAGAUAAUUUUACUGAAGAAAUUACUUCUGCAAAAAUCGACAUUAUUUAGAAACUUGAAAAUUAAUUAAAAAGUCUUGAUGAAGAUUAUGAGCUUUAAUAAGAAGAUCAAGAAGAUUGUUUUUCAUAAAUAAAAUAUUUUUAAUUGCUAAGAUAAGUUUAGAAUAUUUAUUUUUAAGAUUCUAAAAUAGUAAAGCUAUUUUAAAGUAAAUAACUUUAAAAUUCAAAUACAAUGAGGCCUUUUGAAGCUGUAUUUACAAAUUUUAUAGAAUAAUUUAAUAGUAAUUAAAAUUUUUAUCUAAAAUUAUAACCAUCUAAAUAUGCUACAUUACCUAUUGUUUAAGGUCUUCUAGUUUCCUCUUGUAACGAAGGAUAAGUUUAUUUUGACCUCUAAAUUAAUAAAAAAAAAACUUAUUUUAUAGUAUUUAAAAUUCAUACAUUUAAAAAUUCUUAAUCUCUUGUUUUUGGACUACUUGAUUAUAAUUAAUAAAAUAAAUCUCUUUAAUAAUAAAACAGCCUUUUUAAUUAAAGUAAUAAUAAUAAUAAUAAUAAUAAUAAUAAUAAUAAUAGAUCAAUAAGUACAUCCAAUAACUAAAGCAAUAAAAUUCGAGGAAAUUUUAUUUAAGAAAGAAAUAUUCCUUAAUAUUUAGAGAUGAGAGUUAAUAUUGAAAAAAAUUACUUAAGUAUUUCAGAUUAUCCUUCUUAUGAGAAUGUUAAUUAAUGUAAUUUAAGCUUAAUAUAAAAUUGUAGUUAUAAAUUAGCAUUUGGAUUUGGUAAUAUUCCUUAACAGCAUACAGUCUCAGUAGAAUAUUUUUAUGAAAGUGAAAAUUUUUAAUCAUUUUGA